This is a messenger RNA of Myzus persicae (green peach aphid), 4882 nucleotides long. It is a transcript of the gene Tmem63, whose product is annotated as calcium permeable stress-gated cation channel 1. The transcript is spliced from 15 exons. Bases 2350 to 4809 code for a protein of 819 amino acids. Gene Ontology annotation, molecular function: calcium-activated cation channel activity. The record is from RefSeq and is a predicted model, not a curated record. Lineage: Eukaryota; Metazoa; Arthropoda; Insecta; Hemiptera; Aphididae. Gene Ontology annotation, cellular component: plasma membrane.
AUGUAUCUUUAAUACCAUUGAACGUCCGAUAAAAAAUCUUGUGAGGAACCUUGCAUUAAAUUUUCAAGCUUUUAUAUUAAGGGGAAAAUAUUUUAUUAAGAAUAAUUAAACAUUUUUUUAAAAAUUCCAAAAAUUACCAAGGCUAUAGCCUAGCAAUAAAUAGCUCGAAAAUGUUACCAUACACUUAUGAUAAAAUGCUUGUAUAAAUAUCUUAUUUAAAUUUUGAAUUUUUGGGUACCUGCCUAUCUGUUAUGAUCAAAAUUUGUAUGCAUUUGAACAUCAGGUAAUUAACAUAUUUUUGUAAUUUAUUUUGAUGAAUUCCUUAAAUGUUUGAAGUUAACGCGUUUGUAAAAAAAGUGUGACUAUGUAAUAUUUAUUUACUAUGAGAAUAACAUAUAAAGAAUCUUGUAUAAUUGUUUUCAAGCUUUUUAACUCCCAAACAUUUUAUCAUAUAAAAACUGAAAUAAUACCAACAUUUCAAGUGUAUAUAAAUAAGACACUAUGUUUUGAAAUGUGUAGAAAAAGCAAAUAUAAAUAUUUGGAAAAAAAUUUAAGUCUAAAGUAUUCAUUGCUUAAUUAGAACAAAAAAAUAAAAAAAUCGAACUUGUUAAAAUCUGGUUUUGCUUAAAUUUUUCCUUGGAUUGUUGGUCCCGAUUAUUAUUAAAAUUACUGUGAAUUUUUUCACUUUUUACUCAUCAGAGUACCAACGAAAUCAGAUUUUUACCCCAGAAAUCACACUCGUAGUUGAAGAUUGAAGCGUUUUUACUGCUCCUAAGUGCACCGGCUAACACGAAAUAAAUAAUAAAUGUAACACAAUAUCAAGCACGCAAUACAUAAUAGUGUUGCCAAUAUUAUAUUCAACCGUUUAGUAUCUAUUAAAACGUAAUAUUAUAAAACUGUUUUGGUAUUAUUACACAGGACGUGACCGUAAUAACACAAUAAAAAUCGAUCGCUCCUCUCUCACACAGAAACGUACGUUAGCCCUAUACGGUCAUUAACACAUCAAUAUUCUAACACGCACACACAUACUAACAUGUGUACAUGAUAUUGCGCAUCUUGAAUUCCAGUCUCCAAGUGGUCUACGUUAACAAUAUCACCGUCAAGCAUUCACGUGUGUGCCGUUUUGGUGGGAGCGCCCGUGCGCGUCGGGAGUAGGACGUGUUAUCAUGUGUGAGCGAGCGAGUGCCGGCGGCGGUUGGGAAACUGAGAAAAUCUCGGCCAUUUAGCAUUUUACGUAGUCGCUGACGAGUGAAAACCCGUCGGCGGCGCGUGCGCGACGACGGUGCUCUGUUAUCGAUUGUUCAGCGUUCGGAAUACCGUUUACUUAUCAGUGACUGCGAUCGCGUCUACUGUGAUAAAAUAACGCGAUAUUAUUUUACGUAUUUUCAUACAGGUGAAACCUGACCCGUCGACCGUAAUAAUCGAAAAUCGAUCGCCCCGUACAGUCGUGUACGACUACUACAACAGCAAGCUAGUCAGUCAGCCGUGCUAUCAUCUCUUACCACUCUAAGACCAGCUGCUCAUACCAGGACCGCAGGAACAAGGUCUAUGGUUACCGACUAUCGUGGUACGCACUGCGAGCGCCUCCCACCGGGCGACACGCCGUCGCGGCGGAGUGUGGGCACCGGGCAGUGACGCGAAAACGUCGUACCCACCACCCGCCAGCCGUCGGGUCCGCUUUAAUCGCUUCUGAGCUCGAAAUCGAUAACGGCUUACCGCUUACGGCACUACGACGGCAGUACGACACUGUGGUAGGUGUGUUAGGUAAGCCGUGUAGGUGUAUACCCGCGCGUACGUUGUAGGUGGCUGGUAGGUGGUAGAUCGAUAAAACCGCAUUUGUGAUUCUGUCGACGGUUUCGAGAUAAAAAAAUCGAAAUUCGUUGGACGACUGAGAUGUUUGCCGUCCGGACUCCGGACUCGACACCUCCUACCACUCCUAUCGGCCGAGCGUGUUGUUAUUAUUAUUAUUAUCGUGUCGAGAUGGAAUUAUGAUUGUCGGUAAUUAUGCGUAGAUAAAAUAAAAGAUAACAUCAUCAAUCAUUGUUCCGUCCUCCGUCGUUCAUUUUUUUUUUUCGUUUUCCGACGCCACUAGAGUAUCGAGUACCGACUGUAAUUAUUAAUAUUGUAAAUCACUAAAUUAGUCAAUUCGUCGGAGAUACGACUCCGCGUCGUACAACCGCAGUGUAUACCGGAAGACACUUUUUUCAUCUAUCUUAUCAAUAAUUUCUUUCACGCCAUGACUGCUGUUCCGCCGCCGAUAAAAUACAAUACGUUUUCAAGUACGAUGGACUGAACUGAAGCUGACCCACCGGCACUACACAGCUGUUCAAAGAAGAAUACUAACUGAAGAUGGAUAAUAAUAUAUUUCAUGAAUUUAAUGGUCCAGCUAAAGAUAAAUGUAAUUAUUAUAAUCGAACGAGAAACAGACUUCUUAUUACAGCUUACGAAGGAAUACCUGAAACUCUUUUACUCAAUGCCUUAGGAUGUGUUCUUUUAGUUUUAUUUUUUGCAUUCAUGAGGAAAAGAGCAUGGGAUUAUGGACGUUUAGCAUUAGUCAAUAAAGAUUAUGAAAAGUGGUCUCGUAUAUUUUAUGGUACAACUGAUGAAAAUUCGGAGAAUAACAUUGAAGAUGGUAAUUCUACAACUACAUUAGACAAUUCAAUGCCUGUUGAUAGAGGUUUAUUUUCCUGGUUCUUAACAAUUAUACAGCUAAGAGAUGAAAAAAUUUUACGUAAAUGUGGUUACGAUGCUGUUCAAUAUUUAUCAUUCCAAAGGCACAUAAUGGUGUUAAUGGCUAUAAUUACUGCAGUUUCUUUAGGCGUGGUACUACCAAUCAAUUUUGCUGGUGACUUAGAAGGUGAUGAAAGAUCAUUUGGACAUACUACUGUUAGCAAUCUUCAUCCUGAUUCACCUUGGCUGUGGGUACAUGUGACUAUAGCCAUGUUAUACUUUCCAUUAACUAUUUGCAUAAUGAGAAGGUUUUCUGUAAAUCUUAAAUUAGAAGAAAAUGGUGAAUGUUGGUCACGUACGUUGAUGAUAACAAAUAUUCCUAGACGAAAUUCUGACAUAAAUGAUAUGGAUCGACAUUUUAAAGAGGCAUAUCCGGAAUGUGAAGUAGAAAAUAUUCAGCUUGCUUAUGAUGUCAACAAAGCUAAUGAAUUAGAUAGAGACAGAAAUGCUGCAGUUCAAGCAAAACAAUAUUGUGAAAAUCAUUUAAAAACUGUAGGGGAACGUCUUACAGUGCAGCCCCAUGUUUGUGGUUAUAUUUGUAUUUGUUGUGGUUUUUGUAGUUCUAAUAAUUUAGAUGCUAUUGAUUACUACUCUCAAGAAGAAGCUCGGUUAAAAGCAGAAUUAGACGCAGAAAAAGAAUCCGCUUUAAAAAGACCUCUAGGUAUAGCUUUUGUAACUAUGACAACAAUUCAUUCAGCUAGACUCAUUCACCAAGACCACGUUUACAAAUUAUCCAAAUGUGGUCGUCAUAAUCCACCUACCAGUUCUGUGGCUGGACUACUUCAGCCUUAUCGUUGGAGAGUAACUUUUGCUCCUCCGCCUGAUGAUAUAUUUUGGGAAAAUUUGACUGAACCAUCUCACAAUCGAUACUGUAAAAUUGUAUUAACAAAUUCAUUUUUAGUGAUAAUUUUAUUUUUUUUGACUACUCCCGUGAUUGUUUUGAAUGUUAUGGACACUCUUAAGCUUAGAGAAAUCGAAAAAGCUAGUCCUAUCUUAUCAGAAUUUAUGCCUACAUUAUUGUUGUGGACUGCAGCUGCGUUAUUACCGGUAUUAGUUAUAAGGUCUGAUCAGUGGCUUAGUCAUUGGACAAGAUCUAAAAGAAACCAUUCCAUUAUGCGCAAAACAUUUGUUUUUCUUCUUUUUAUGUGUUUGAUACUUCCAUCUUUGGGAUUAACAAGUGCCCAGGCAUUCCUAAUGUUCGCAUUUCAAGCUGGUAUUGAGACUUAUCGUUGGCAAUGUGUGUUUUUGCCUGAUAAAGGAGCAUUCUUUGUAAACUAUGUAGUUACGUCUGCUCUUAUUGGAACAAGUUUAGAACUCAUACGAUUUCCAGAACUUUUUAUGUAUGCUCUCCGAUUAUCAUUGUCAAGAUCAAAAGCAGAAUCUGCUAGUGCUAGAAGACUAAUUCUUUGGGAAUUUCCAUUUGGAGUACAAUAUGCUUGGAUGCUAAUUAUAUUUUCAAUUGUGACAGUGUAUAGUCUUUCCUGUCCUCUUAUAACACCCUUUGGUCUUUUGUAUAUGGUUACUAAACAUUUUGUUGAUCGUUAUAAUAUAUAUUUUGCAUAUGGCAAAUCAAAAAUUAGUAAACGCAUACAUAGUACAGCUAUAAAUUGUGUUAUGGUUUCAAUAGUACUUUUACAAGUAAGUUUUACUUCACUGUCAAUGUUGCGCCAUGGACUUCAUGAUAUUACUUUAUUUGCUUUGGUUGGACUUAUAAUAACAUUAACAUUCACAUUAUCUCAAUGUUUCUUCCGAAAUUGUACCGCAUGGAGUCCAAUACUUUAUCAAGUUAGAAAUCCACGUACAGUUCAACCAAGUCCGGCAAGAAGACGUGAUCAUUCACAUGGUUACGACUAUGUCCCUGAAGUAUUACGUCAACCUUUGCCACAUACAGCAGCAAAUUCUCUAAUUACGUUGACACCAAACGAUUCUGGUACAACAUUAGAUGAUUUGGAAAUCGAGAUGAGACAUAAUGAUGAUAGAUCAGAUUAUCAUCCCCAGACUAAAGUAAUUAUAGAAUCUCAAAAUCACUGUGAUCAACUAUACCAGAAUUAUGAUUAUAAUCAAACAGUUCCUGUAUAAUAAGGUAGGAAAACUGUGAUUCUAAUUUGUAUAGUAACAAAAUUAAUACAUAUCUAUACUUAUUUUGCAGAAA